Molecule: messenger RNA, 429 nt
Organism: Neohortaea acidophila
Lineage: Eukaryota; Fungi; Ascomycota; Dothideomycetes; Mycosphaerellales; Teratosphaeriaceae
Exons: 2
Coding region: 1-429 (142 amino acids)
Biological process (GO): DNA-templated transcription
Cellular component (GO): RNA polymerase III complex; RNA polymerase II, core complex; RNA polymerase I complex
Molecular function (GO): DNA-directed RNA polymerase activity
Source: RefSeq, a predicted model, not a curated record
AUGUCCACCGACGCAGCCCUCUACGAAGACUCCUUCCAAAUCACCACCGUGCUGGACCAAACGUACGACCGUGUGGCGCGCAUCAUGGGCCUGACCGCCUCCUCCGACACCAGCCUGACGCUCGACAUCAACAGCGAGCUCUUCCCCGUGGCCACAGGGGAGCAAGUGACGAUGCUGAUCGCGACGACGCUGAAUCUCGACGGCACCAAGGACGAGCGCGGGUGGCGGGAUAAGGGGAAUGAGGAGACGCUGGCGAGUUUGUGGGAUUAUGUUUGCUAUGGGAAGGUUUAUCGGCAUCAUGAUCCGGGGGAUGGGGCGAAUAUUAAGGUGUAUGUGUCGUUUGGGGGGUUGCUGUUGCUGCUUGAUGGGCCGUACAAGAAACUUUCGCCGCUGCGGCAGGAUUACGUCUACAUGCUGUUGAAGAGAUGA